AUGAGUGAUGAAGUUUUGGAAAUAGGUCCUGAGUAUGAACCUCAGAGACGUUUACUUUCAAGAUUCAUAAAAGGUGAAUAUCCAAUUCCAACAGAAGAGGAAAGACAGCCACACGGUUAUGCUAAAGCUAAUUUACUAAGUAAAAUUUUUUUUUGGUGGGUUACUCCUAUUUUGAAGACUGGAUAUUCGCGUACGAUAAGACCCAGGGAUCUUUUCUAUCUUACCGAUGAUUUGAAGAUCGCCAACAUGGCCAGAGAAUUCGAUGAGAAUCUUCAAGCCAGAGUAGCAGUAUGUAGACACGCUUGGGAACUGGAUCCUGCUAACGAGGGGAAACCAUUUAGAACCUGGCCCAAAUUAACCCUCGCAAAGACGGUUGUUAGUACAUUGAGACAUGAUGUAGUUAAAGCGACCGUGCUUGGGUCACUUUGUAUUAUAUUUAUGUCAUUGAUGCCAUUGUUAAUGAAACAGCUUCUUAAGUUUGUAGAAGCAUAUGAACUUCCAUACAGUACUCAACCUUUAGGCCCCGGUAUAGGUUAUGCUGUUGGAAGCAGUUUGGCAAUUAUGGUAAUGGGGUUCUUAUUUAACCACUACAUAAAUGCAGCUUUGCAUUUAGGUAUUAAAACCAAAUCCAUAUUGAUAACAUUGGUAUUGGAAAAAUCGUUCAGAUUACUGGCAAGUUCUAGAAAGAAGCACACUGCUGGAAAGAUAACUUCUUUAAUGGGAACUGAUCUUUCAAGAGUUGAUUUGGGUAUGAUGAUGCAGCCAUUGCUUAUCGUGUUACCUAUCGGUGUGGUAAUUGGAAUUGUCAUAUUGGCCGUAAAUUUGGGCAUUGCUACACUCAUCGGUUUGGGUGUUUUCUUGUUUUUCAUUGUGCUUAUUGGAGCUGGAACUGCUAAAAUGUUUUCCUAUAGAGAGGCUGUAACAAAGUUAACAGAUAAUCGUGUGGACAUAAUCAAAGAAGUUUUGGGUAACUUAAAAAUGAUUAAAUUUUAUUCAUGGGAAAUCCCAUACAUGUCUAAAAUUAUUGAAGCAAGAAGUGCUGAAAUUAGUGCAAUGUUAAAGAUUCAAGCUGCAAGAAACAUAGUCGAUGCACUUGCAUUAAAUUUAACAGGUAUCACGUCCUUUAUUACCUUCGUUUGUCUUUACAAAAUCCAUGGAACAUCGAAGGGUCCAGCGGCUAUAUUCUCUUCAGUUUCGGCAUUUAAUGCUUUGGCUACUGUGACAUUCUUGUUACCUAUGUGUUUGGCACUUGGUGUCGAUUUAUUGCAUGCAUUUAGAAGAGUGGAAAGAUUAUUAGCCUGUGAGGAGCUUGUUGUUGAUGAGAACUAUAUUACAAUUCAAGACGACAAUUCUGAUGUAUCUAUUGAUAUUCAGAGCGCAGAUUUCUCUUGGGAUACUUCAGUAGUACCAGAUGAUGAAGAUGAAGUAAAGGAAAAGAUUAAGGCAGAGAAAGCUAAGGAAAAGAAAAUCGCCAAGUUGAAAAAGCAAGGGAAAUAUGAUGAAGAAAAGGAAAAGAAAGAUAAGAAAGAAAACUCAACCACUCAAAACGAAAACUCUAACUUCCCCGGGUUACUCAAUGUCGAUCUUACUGUUCAAAAGGGGGAAUUCAUUGUCAUCACAGGUGUUAUUGGUUCAGGUAAGUCUUCCUUACUUAAUGCCAUUGCUGGUAAUAUGAAACUUGAUAAUGGUAAGGUAAUUGUGAAUGGUGAAUACUUAUUGUGCGGUGAGCCAUGGGUUCAAAAUGCUACAAUUAAGGAUAAUAUUGUUUUUGGUUCGGAAUUUGAUGAAAAGUUAUAUAAAAGAGUCAUUCAUGCCUGCUCAUUGCAACAAGAUUUGAAUUCUUUUGAUGCAGGUGAUUACACUGAAGUUGGUGAAAGGGGUAUUACUCUUUCUGGUGGCCAAAAGGCAAGAAUCAAUUUAGCAAGAGCAGUAUAUGCGCAACCUGAUAUCAUCUUAUUGGAUGAUGUAUUAAGUGCCGUAGAUGCAAGAGUUGGUAAACAUAUCAUGACAAACUGUAUCUUAGGACAAUUAAGCGAUACUACAAGAAUAUUAGCUACUCAUCAACUUUCCUUAAUUGAAAGUGCUCAUAAGAUUAUAUUCUUGAAUGGUGACGGAUCAAUGGACAAUGGAACAUUCGAGGAUUUGAGGAACAAAAAUGAAGGAUUUAGGAAUUUGAUGAGCUUUAGUAGCACCAAGAAGGAUUUGGAAGAAGAAAUUGUUUUGAGCCCACAAGUUCCAGGCACUCCCACCAGUAUUGAUGAAAAGUAUCAGUAUUUUGAUGGCAAGAUUAUAUCCGCAAAGUCUACUAAAAAAGAAGGAUUUGACGAUGACUGUGAACUGAACUUAGAAGAAAAAGAUAAAGAUUUUACAAAAGGAAAAUUGCAUGAGGACGAAGAAAAAGCCGUGAAUAGAAUUAAAUGGAAAAUAUAUCAUAGGUAUAUAAAGUCUGGUGCUGGGAAAUUAGGAGUGAAAGGAUUCCUUGUUUUGUUUCCUAUUUCAGCUGCAUUGUCUACAUUUACAAACCUUUUCACCAACACUUGGUUAUCAUUUUGGGUUUCUGACAAAUUUGAAGGUAGGGAUAGCUCUUUCUGGAUGGGUCUCUAUGCUUUAUUCACUUUUACUGCGGUUAUAUUCGUAUGUCUCGAAUUUUUCCUUUUGAUCAACACAUCUACCAAUGCUUCAAAGAAUCUUAACCUUGCUGCAGUAAAAAAUUUGUUGCAUGCACCAAUGUCCUUUAUUGAUACAACACCAACAGGAAGAAUUUUAAAUAGGUUUACUAAAGACACAGAUGCUUUAGAUAAUGAAAUCAGUGAAAAUUUAAGAUUCUUAUUUUAUGGAAUGGCCAACUUAAUUGGUAUUUUGAUUUUAUGUUGCAUUUAUUUACCAUGGAUCUUAAUUGCGGUACCAGUAUUUGGUGGGGUCUUUGUUUGUGUUGCAAAUUACUUCCAAGCAUCAACUAGAGAAAUUAAGAGAAUUGAAGCAGUACAGAGAUCUUUCAUUCAUAAUAAUUAUUCUGAAACUUUAAAUGGUAUGUCUACUAUCAAAGCAUUUAGAGCUGAGAGAAGAUUUAUCGGAAAAAACAAUGCUUGUAUUGAUUCCACCAAUGAAGCUUCUCUUCUUGUUGUUGCCAACCAAAGAUGGUUAGCUCAGAUGUUAGAAGUUAUGGUGUUUUUUUUCACUUUAUUAAUUACAUUGUUGUGUGUAAAUAAAGUGUUCAAUAUAAGCGCAUCAUCGACUGGUUUGAUUAUAAGUUAUGCCUUUAGUAUUGGAAAUGAGUUAUCUCAAUUUAUUAGAUUAUAUACUCAAGUUGAGAAUGAUAUGAAUUCUGCUGAAAGAUUGGAAGCAUACGCCUACCGUAUGCCCCAAGAAGCUCCUUUUGAGAUCUCCCACACUAAACCAGAAACUUCCUGGCCAAGAAAGGGUGAUUUGGAAUUCAGGAAUGUUUCAUUAAGUUAUAGACCAUUGUUACCUCUUGUGUUGAAGGAUUUGAGCUUUAAAGUUCAACCUGGUGAAAAGAUUGGUAUUUGCGGUAGAACAGGAGCUGGUAAAUCAUCAAUUAUGACAGCAUUAUUCAGAAUUGCAGAGUUACAUCUGGGAAGUAUUGUGAUCGAUGGAAUCGACAUCAGUUCUAUUGGGUUACAUGACUUAAGGUCGAAUUUAUCAAUUAUUCCGCAAGAUCCCGUAUUAUUCAAUGGUACAAUUAGAAAAAACUUGGAUCCGUUUAAUGAGCAAGAUGAUGAAGCCAUUUGGGACGCAUUAAGGAGAGCUGGUGUUAUUGAGGAGAGUGAGUUCAAGCAGGUUAAGGAGUCUUCCUUCGAAACGAAUGGAGAUUUACACAAGUUUCAUUUAGAUCAAAUUGUAGAGGAACAAGGUGCCAAUUUUUCAUUAGGAGAAAGACAAUUAAUUUCUUUUGCAAGAGCUUUAUUAAAGAAUACAAAGAUAUUGAUUCUUGAUGAAGCAACCAGUUCUGUUGAUUAUGAGACUGACAGUAAAAUACAGAAAACCAUUAUUAGAGAGUUUGGUGACUGUACAAUUUUAUGUAUUGCUCAUAGAUUAAAGACAAUCAUUAAUUAUGACAAAAUCUUAACCUUAGAUGAUGGAUGUUUGUCAGAAUUUGAUACUCCUUGGGCAUUAUUCAAGGGAGAUGGAAUUUUCAGCCAAAUUUGUGAAAAGUCAGGAAUAGUGGACUCCGACUUUAUUAGGAGAUAG
Messenger RNA from Dujonia railenensis, 4209 nucleotides. The record is from the annotation of a GenBank genome assembly. NCBI's taxonomy places the organism in Eukaryota, Fungi, Ascomycota, Pichiomycetes, Serinales, Debaryomycetaceae.